AUGUAUUCUCACAAAUCAGGUGCACAGAAGCAGAAAGAAAAACAGGCUAGGGAAGAGGCUGUUUUAAAGUGUGCAAGAACAUUAUUUGAAGUGGGUGUUAAGAAAAUAGACACAAUAGACACUAAUGUAGAAGACCAGAAUAUCUUGCCCUCAUCCUCAGAGUCAGACCCCUCAACUUCACAGUCAUUAGUCCAAGAUGCCCAACAGGAAGCCGAAUCCGAUGUAAUAAAUGCAGAACCCAAAGACACUGAACAACAAAGAGAUAUAGGUUUGAUCCCUGAUAGGCCAUCUCGAGUGCAGAUUGAAGAUUUUGUUAGACAGGGCCCUCAGCCAAUACCAAGUCAAAUUGCUUCAGAUGAUAAGGGUAACAGUUUCCCUUAUACAGUUUUGAAAGUUCAGAGACCAAAUGGUGAAACUGGAAAACGAGAUUGGCUAGUGUAUAGUCAGUGUAAAAGAGCACUUUUUUGUUUUCCUUGUCGACUGUUUAUUGCAGGAUGUACACAACAGCCAAAAACACCUUCAAAUUUGACAUCAUGUGGCAUUGGAAAACAAUCGUCAUGGAAAAAACAUUAUAACCGCAUUCCAGAACAUGAGCAUACAAACUACCACAAACAGUGUUAUCUAGACUGGCGUCAGUUAGAAGCACGUUUGAAAGAGGAAUCUGGAAAAUUGAUGAUCAGUUACAGAGAUCAUUCAGUCUGA
Molecule: messenger RNA, 702 nt
Organism: Macrobrachium nipponense
Lineage: Eukaryota; Metazoa; Arthropoda; Malacostraca; Decapoda; Palaemonidae
Product: zinc finger MYM-type protein 5-like
Exons: 1
Coding region: 1-702 (233 amino acids)
Source: RefSeq, a predicted model, not a curated record